ACGAAACCUUCAAUCAACAACGUGCCAAGAUCACGUUACGAUCUAACGACUGAUCUGCAUCUCUUGCUGGUCAGGAGCCCUGCAGUAGCGGAAUACGGAAUUGGCUCGCCGACAGCCUCCUUCAACCCGUGGUCUCCCAUUCAUCCACUUCCUUGACUGUGGAAAUCAUUGACAUUUGAAUUUUGUCUCUUGACUGAGUGUCGACUUUUGUCUUGCAAAUUCGCGUUCAUACUGGAGCGAUCGGCCAGGAUGUCGCGAGCGGUCCCCCAAAGGGAAUACCACAUUGUCGUUCUUGGCUCAGGUGGUGUUGGAAAGAGUUGUUUAACAGCACAAUUCGUACAAGGUGUAUGGAUAGAACGAUAUGACCCGACCAUUGAGGACUCGUAUCGAAAACAAAUCGAUGUCGAUGGUCGACAAGUAAUACUCGAAAUCCUCGAUACGGCCGGAACAGAACAAUUCACUGCCAUGCGGGAACUAUACAUGAAAUCCGGCCAAGGCUUCCUCCUCGUCUUCAGCAUAACCUCCUCCUCCUCCCUAAAAGAGCUCUCCGAACUCCGCGAACAACUCGUAAACCUAAAAGACGACCCAAACGUCCCCAUAGUUUUGGUAGGCAACAAAUCCGAUCUCGAAGAAGACCGUGCGGUUUCUCGAGCUCAGGCUUUUGCUGUUUCUUCGGGUUGGGGGAACGUGCCUUAUUAUGAGACUAGUGCGAGGAGGCGGCAGAACGUUACAGAGGUGUUUGUGGAUGUCUGUAGACAGAUUAUUCAUAGGGAUUUGCAGAGGGGGAGGAGUGGGGGUGGUGGGGGUGAGGAUAGGAGGAGGAGGAGGGAGGAUGAGGGGGAUGGGGAUAGGAGGAGGAGGAGCAGACGCAGGCAUAACAGGUGUGUCAUAUUAUGAGCUGCUCGCUUUUCUUCUUCUUUCCUUCCCUCUACGUCUCGUGUAUGCUGUCAGCUUUCAACCUUUCUUCUUUUGUCUCUUUUUCUCAUGGGUCAAGAACGGAUAUGCUGGGAUACAAUCCGACGGGAAAAGUUUGUCUUUGAAAGCAGUCACCAUAGUUUGACACUGUCUUGUGGAUACAUAUAUAUGAUUGAAGUACUGUACUUUUGCAGACCAUUAUACACGAAUUUGAGUAUAGCAAACGGGAUUGCUC
This is a messenger RNA of Aureobasidium subglaciale EXF-2481, 1150 nucleotides long. RefSeq lists its product as uncharacterized. Gene Ontology annotation, cellular component: plasma membrane. The transcript has 8 exons. Gene Ontology annotation, molecular function: GDP binding; GTP binding; GTPase activity. Gene Ontology annotation, biological process: signal transduction. NCBI's taxonomy places the organism in Eukaryota, Fungi, Ascomycota, Dothideomycetes, Dothideales, Saccotheciaceae. The record is from RefSeq and is a predicted model, not a curated record. The coding region runs from base 250 to 897 and encodes 215 amino acids.